GCCUAAAUAAUUGCUAAGCAAAAUAUGAAAUUUAGCCGGUUGAAAAACAUAAGCUCAUUGUAAAACUAUUUCAAAAUGAAAAUAACCAAGGCCAAUAGGAGGAACAUUGUAUUUUGUGCAUUAGCUAUUUUGAUUCUGGCGGUGUGCUUCAUACUGAUUGCCCAUUUCUCAGGCUUUCAGCAUGAGCCCAAGGAGUUCAGAACUAUGCUAAAGACAUUGCUAUUUGUGGUGAUCCUAGAUUUGCUCAUAUGGGAGCCGAUUAGGUUCAUUGUGCUUGCCAUCGACCACGCCACCUGGCCGUCAAUGGACAUGUCUUACGAGUCGGACGUGGGAAACAAGCCCACUCUCUUCGCCUACCUGAAGACUCGGCUGAAGAGUCGGCGAUCCGAGGUCCUAAUCACCGACGAACACCGGAACGAGGCCCUAAACCAGAAGUACAAGCGCAUUUCCACCGAUCUGAUACUCUACGGAUCAUUCUUUUUGACGCUGCUGCUGAUUAUCCUGUCUUCCCAGGACCAAAGCCUUUACUACGCAACGAACAUGAUGAACAGACUAUUUAGGCUGGAUACCCCGACCACAAUGGGCCUGUCGGGAAUAAAUUUCCAGUACGAGAUUUACACGUUCUUCUCGCUCACCUUGGUUGAAGCCUUUAAUGUGAACAAUAGCGACUACGGCUAUAAUGGUUGGUAUGCCAUGGAGCAGUGGAAGAUGAUGGGUGCGAUACGGUUGCGCCAGUUGCGCACCCCGUCCAAAAAUGUAGGAACGGACAAGCUGAAAUGGGACAACAAGACGUAUGCGCCCGAGUGGAAGCUGCCAUACAAGCGCUUACACUACAGAGAUAGGUUCUGGCGGGUCUUUGACCCCUUCACUCCGAUGGAUGUGGAGCCCAGCUUUAUAAAUGGCCUGUUACUCAACUUUGACCACCUCGGCGAUUUAAUGCUCUACCCGGAGCUCGGCGGCUAUAUGGCCCUGAUGAUGAGGACACAGGUGAGCAAUCGGAUGCAGGUUAAGUACCUACACGCCUACAAAUGGCUGGACAGGAAAACCGUGGCCCUCUUUAUGGAUUUCUCAAUGUACAACGCGGACGCCAACGCGUUCACGAUUCUGACGCUACGGGUUGAGAACAGCCCGUUCGGAACUCAGCUGACUAAUGUGCAAGUGGACUGCAUCAGGAUACUAAGCGGUGGUGACCAUCUCACUUCGUAUCAGACGAUUUUGUUGGCCAUAUAUUUUAUUCUCGUGCUGCAGUUCAUACGCGUUCUGGGGAAGAACCUAUGGUACGAUCCAGCGUCCAUAAAGCAGUUAUGGAACUUGGUGGACUUGUGCAUUUUCCUGCUGAACGUGUUUUUGCUUAUUUUGUAUUGUGUGCGCGAGCUUUUGACAAAUGGCAUUCUAGAGACGGUCCAGACGUCUACCAUGGAGCAAUAUCUGGGUGUCCAGCGUCCGUUGCAGCUGCAUCGUUUAAUAGACAUCACCUUGGGCUUACUUAUCACCAUCACCACACUGCGACUUUGGAAGGUGCUGCAGUUCGCCUCUGUCUUCCAGCACUUCUCUCAGACAGUGUUCUCCGCCUGGAAAGCGACGAUCAGUCUCGGAGUGGCUAUCAUAGUUAUCCUCAUGGGCCUUGGGAUUGCUUUGGCCGUGCCCAACGGUAACAACGCACUGGUAUGUCGUCAUGUCGUUCAUGCGAUCAUCACCUGUCUUUGGUACUCAACGGGUUACAGCGAAGGCAUAAACCCCAAUGAUUUCUUCCACGGUGGCGUUAUUUUUGGGGUUCUGAUUUUCCUGACGCUAGUCUUUCUUUUGGGCAUCAUCCUUUUAAAUGUGUUUGCCUCAGUCAUCUACGACUACUUAAUAAACACCGGGAAGAUUCUAAAGGAGAAGGGAAAGACCGAGAAGAUCAGCUUCUGGCAGUUCCUGCAGGUGGAGUAUGGGGAGCUCGUACGCCGCUACUUGUUCUGCUUUUUCAAGCCCAAGAAAUACUACCGCCACAAACGCACGGUUGCCGAGAACGUAGCCAUGGAGCUGGACCGUCUGGAGUAUAAUGAGCUGCUAAGGUCACGCGGCCGGUACUAUAAGCCAAAACGUCGACUCACUGAUGAGGAGCAGCAAGCGGAUUACAUGAGGCGCGUGCAUCGUGUUAUUAGCCUUAAUGCUGUGCUAGAGGUUCAGCUGGAUCUUUUGGAGCGCUAUCUGUUCGGUGACGAGUAUGGAAAUAUUUCGACACCACCGGGGUCUGACGCGGAUACCGACAUAACUAAGUGGGGAAAGCCAAAUCUAAGGAAAUAAAAGCAUACUGGACGUCUCUAGAUUUUUAGUGCAGUAGCAAGAACACAACUCUAAUAAAGUCGUAAUAAAAUAUAAGCU
Drosophila serrata is the source of this 2367-nucleotide messenger RNA. RefSeq names its product brivido-2 (gene brv2). The record is from RefSeq and is a predicted model, not a curated record. Gene Ontology annotation, molecular function: calcium channel activity; calcium ion binding. Gene Ontology annotation, biological process: detection of mechanical stimulus. Gene Ontology annotation, cellular component: membrane. Lineage: Eukaryota; Metazoa; Arthropoda; Insecta; Diptera; Drosophilidae.